Lachnellula hyalina is the source of this 2070-nucleotide messenger RNA. Its product is annotated as putative transcriptional regulatory protein. Bases 1 to 2070 code for a protein of 689 amino acids. Gene Ontology annotation, biological process: regulation of DNA-templated transcription; DNA-templated transcription. The record is from RefSeq and is a predicted model, not a curated record. NCBI's taxonomy places the organism in Eukaryota, Fungi, Ascomycota, Leotiomycetes, Helotiales, Lachnaceae. The transcript is spliced from 6 exons. Gene Ontology annotation, molecular function: DNA binding; carboxy-lyase activity; DNA-binding transcription factor activity, RNA polymerase II-specific.
AUGAAUAAUCUUCCACCACGUUCAGAUAAAGAAAUCCGGCAAAUUCUCCAUAAGCGGACCAAAAGAAUCAGAACCAGCUGCUAUCCUUGUCGGACGAGGAAGGUGAAGUGCGACAAGGUUUCGCCGUGUGAUAAUUGCUCCAAAAGAGGAUAUCCCGAAUUGUGUUCUUUUACUGGCCCCAAUGGAGUCAGCACGGAUCCUGCUGCAACAUAUAACCAUCCUGCAGCUCAAGGCGCCGAGCAUCAAGCCGCGCAACAAUUUGCGCAACAGCCCUCGCCCGAGCAAUGGACGAAUGGAGCAUCCAACUCGGGCAAUGCUAUGAUGCCUGAAACACAAGACCUGCGAUCAUCAUCCUUACUCAGAGAUGCACGUGUGGAUGCUGUUUCCGUUUCCAGCGGAGCAUCUCGGCUGAGAGCUAGGAGCAACAUAUCAACAUCGGCCGAGCAAGACGGUGACUUCCGCUUCACGGCUGAUGAUGGGGCGCAAGAGCAGCGAGAAUCUUUCCUAGGGAGCAACUCCAUACCGGCAUUCCUCAGGGAUCAAUCAUCACAUGCCGGCUCGAUUCACAACUCUCCGAUCCACCCCGUGGAGGAUGCAAUCCUACCGAUACUGGGUCUGAAAGGGCCAAAGUCCACCUAUCCUUUUCUGCCACACCCAGAGACAUCAACGGAAAGGAUAAAUUUAGAACUCUACCAAGCGUUACCUACGGACCCCGAGAUAAUAAGGUUAUUCGAACGCUACAAACUAAGUGCGCAUUUAUUUACUCCGAUCAUUCCAGACAUGGAAGAUUUUGAAGCUGGGCUCUGCCAGUACCUCGAAGAACGUGCGCUCCAAAAGCGGCAGUCGUAUGUUCGGGAUCCUGGUGCUCAUGCAACUGAGCAUUCAAGACCAAUAUCAUGGGUUGCCUCACUCUUUGCGAUACUAGCAUCUGGCGCGCAGUAUUCUCAUAAUUCGUCCGAGGAAAGGCAGGUCAAGUCUCGAUUAUAUGCUCGAUACUCGUUUCAAUGUCUCAGAAUGGCAAAUUUUCUGAAUGAUAUGAAGCCCGAGGCCGCGUGGAUGCUGUUGGGUACAACUGCGAGAAUGGCGCAGAGCCUUGGUCUACAUGAAAAACAAAAGGAUAGUCCCUCACCACGGACAAAGAUUUGGGAAGCUCUUGUGUGGCAGGAUAGCCUUCUGUCGUUAUGCUUUGAUCGCCCUCCUGUCACAACUCCAUCGAUAUCCGAUACACAUCUAGUUGGCGAACUUCGGUAUCAAGAUGCGAUGAACCUACUCUGCGACGGAACCCUUCGCGCUAUCAGGGACAGAGAAAAUGGCAACUCGCCCAAUUUCGUGGCGAUGUUAGAAAGUGUUUACAGGAUAGAAGAAAUCUACCAGAACAGCAUCGCCAAUACCGGAAUCCAAUCUCGCUCCUCCAUAUCGAAGCGCAGCGAGAUGUUUGCUCUAAGCUUACACAUUUCCUUCGUUGUAGCUUGGAUCUGCCGGCCUGCACUUGCAAAUAGUCGCAGCCCUGAACAAAGGACUGAAACCCAGCUAAUUCUUAUUGAGAAAUGCCAUACGAACUUACUUGGAUGUAUCCGUGCAUUUGUUCGUUUACAUUCUGUCAAUAGCCUUGCGUCUAGAUCAUGGCCCAUCAUCCAUAAUGGACUCAGCUCAGCAUUGUUAUUGGGACUUCUCGGUGCCACUAACACGAAUCUGGAGGUGCGACAAUUGCAGGGUGAAAUUCUGAAUAUUCUGUCCGCAGAAUCUGAUGAUGACAACGGCCAGGAACAAGGCGUCGGCGGAGAUGUUGAGUUAUCGGCACCCCAUGUUAGGGCGCUUGCCGUACUUAGGAGGUUAUACAAUAACCGUCCAGCUGAUCCUGUUCCGCAUGACGCACUCGAUGGCGGAACACUAAAUCAAGAGGACCAGUUCCAACCGACUUUGAAUGCUGCAAAUGCGUUUCUUGAUAACAGCGGAAAUGCAAACUUCUCGAACAUUACGGAUAUGUCCCAGCUGAAUGCGUCAGUUGAUGCCAGCAUAGAAGACAUGUCUCCACUUGACAUGUUUAACUCUAUUAUAUGGGGUAGCUAG